Acyrthosiphon pisum (pea aphid) is the source of this 1908-nucleotide messenger RNA. Its product is annotated as zinc finger MYM-type protein 1-like. The transcript has 6 exons. The record is from RefSeq and is a predicted model, not a curated record. Lineage: Eukaryota; Metazoa; Arthropoda; Insecta; Hemiptera; Aphididae. The coding region runs from base 1 to 1908 and encodes 635 amino acids.
AUGUCCAUCGUCAAUGUUAAUGAAAAUAAAGUAAUUGAUGAUUUGGACAUACCGAUUCCUGGUACAUCAGAUGAAGCAGUUGAGCAUUGUCCUCUACCAGUUGAUAUUGAUGAUUUGGACAUACCGAUUCCUGGUACAUCAGAUGAAGCAGAAGAGCAUUGUCCUCUACCAGCUGUAAACGAUUUGAUGAAUAAUGUCAACAUUAACAAUGAUCCUGCUAUGAUGAACUCUAAUGUAUCAAAUGAACUUUUUGUUCAUUUUGCAUCUCUGGGACCAUGCCAACCUUCCAAAUCACAAUUAAGCGGUUGUACAUUUUCUACAAGACAGCAAGGUGAUCGUGUAAGGUCAUUUCAUGAAAAAUAUUAUUUUAAAGAAAUUUCACCUGGACAUUUUGUGAAACGCAGUUGGCUUUCAUAUUCACCUUCUACCGACCACGUAUUUUGUAUAGUGUGUAAAUUUGGACUACCAACGGGAAAACAUAACCAAUUUUCAAAACUUGGAACAAAUGACUGGAGACAUAUUUCAUACAAAAUCAAAUCACAUGAAUCCGCACCAGAGCACUUACAGUCUGAAAUACGCCGAGUUAUGUUUACAAGUCAACUAAGAGUUGAUGUGCAGCUAUUAUCCGCAUCAAAUUCGCAGGUUGCGGAAAAUCGAGAAGUUGUUAAAAUCAUUUGUGAAGCUUUAUUGUACCUAGCUCGGCAAACCAAUGCAUUUCAAGGUCAUGAUGAACACUGGAGUUCGUCUAAUCCAGGUAACUUUCUAGAACUUGUCAAACUUUUAGCUAAAUAUAAUCCUUUGCUUGUCAUGGGUGAAAUGAUACGAGAAGAGAUUUUGAAGAGAGUUAGGAAAGCUGGUGUAUUUUCAAUAAUUAUAGACACAACUACUGAUGUCUCUAACUUGGAACAAUUUUCGCUAGUCCUGCGUUUUAUUAAUGAAGAAGGUCAAAUUGAAGAGAGGCUUACUGCUAUGAAAGUUGCUCAUGAUUCCACAGGAUUAGGAAUGUUCAAUGUUUUUUGUGAUAUAUGUAUUAAAUAUAAUAUAGAUUGGGAAACAAAACUAUGUGCUCAAUCUUAUGAUGGAGCUGCAUCGAUGCAGGGACAAUAUUCUGGUGUUCGAUCAUAUGUCCAAGAAAAAAAUCCAAAUGCUAUUUACGUUUGGUGUUUUGUACAUGUUUUAAAUUUGGUUGUUUUCGAUACCUGUGAUAAAUGUUCAAGUGUUAGAAAUUUCUUUGGAGAAGUUCAAAGUUUGAUCACAUAUAUGAGAGCAAGAAAACGAACAGCCAUAUUCCUAGAUCAACAAACUAAAUGUUAUCCUUCUGAAAGACCAUAUAGAAUAAAGAACUUCUCUACCACUCGUUGGACUUCGCAUGGCCGUGCAUUAUCAGUAAUAAGCAAAAAGUACUUGGCAUUUCUAAAAACAUUGGAAGAGUUAAUUAACUCAGCAGAUAGAGAAACCUCUUCAACUGCAUCAAAUCUGUACAGAAUAAUGACUUCAUUCAACUUUAUUUUGAAUUUAUUUUUAAUGGAAAAUAUAUUUUCCCAUACUACUCCAUUAUCAAUUUAUUUACAAUCUUCGUCUAUUGAUUUUAUUCAAGCAAUCACUAUAGUGGAUGUUUGUGCUAAAAAAUUAUCUGAUUUAAGAAAUGAACAGAGUUUUAACAAUUUAGUUACAAAAACAAAAUCAUUUGCUAAUGAAAUUGGAUUAGUUGAAUGUGAGUUGCCAAUUAUACGUAGCCGCCGUCGGAAACUGUUGCCUGGAGAAGUUGCUUCUGAUGAAAUAAUAACAAAUCCUUAUGACCAAUUUAAAAUUGAAGUUUAUUAUGUAGUAUUGGAUCAACAACUAGCGAGGGAUCAGAAAUUUCCGACGAUCAUUUCAUUGCGCUUAAAAAUUGGAUUCCUAGUCUAA